Trichophyton verrucosum HKI 0517 is the source of this 1758-nucleotide messenger RNA. RefSeq names its product lignostilbene dioxygenase, putative. The transcript has 2 exons. Gene Ontology annotation, biological process: carotene catabolic process. The record is from RefSeq and is a predicted model, not a curated record. Gene Ontology annotation, molecular function: carotenoid dioxygenase activity. NCBI's taxonomy places the organism in Eukaryota, Fungi, Ascomycota, Eurotiomycetes, Onygenales, Arthrodermataceae. The coding region runs from base 1 to 1758 and encodes 585 amino acids.
AUGCACAAUACUUGCCCACCUACACCUUGCCGUUAUACCGGUGAUAUUCCGGAAGAGUUCAAUGGCGGACAGUACGUUCGCAAUGGGGGGAACCCAUCGAUGAACCAUGAGUAUGGGAGGGAUGUCCACUGGUUUGACGGUGAUGGGAUGCUCAGCGGUGUCUUCUUUAGAAAGGUUAAGGGCAAGGCGGUUCAGCCGGAAUUCGUCAAUAAUUACGUUUUGACGGAUAUUCUCCUUGCUUCCCGGGCGAAUCCAAAACUGCGCGUGCCCAUACUUCCAAGUGUCACAACGUUGAUCAACCCAAGCUCAUCGAUAUUCAAGAUAGCUUAUGCCAUUUGUCGAGCCAUUCUUCUUGUCCUUUGGUCAUAUGUAAAUGGCUCAAAAUGGUCGAUUAAGAAAAUCAGUGUGGCCAAUACCGGCAUCAUUUAUCAUAGCGGGCGUGCGUUGGCCACUUGCGAGAGCGGACCGCCAAUGAGAGUAACGCUACCGGAGCUCGAUACAGUGGGUUGGUUCAAUGGCCUGAGGGCGGAGGGAGAGCCAGAAGAUUCAAUAUCUCCAUCUUUAACCGGGUUCGGAGGGCCUGGAUUCACAGGAUUUCUGAAAAAGUGGACGACCGGACAUCCCAAGGUAGAUCCCAUCUCUCGCGAGUUGAUUGUCUAUCAUUCAACGUUUGCCCAGCCAUUUGUGCAUUACUCCGUUGUACCCGAUUUACGAGCCCAGGAGGCUUCCUUGGAGCAGUCAGAACCCCUUUUCAACCUUCCCGUCCCAGGAGUCAAGUCAGCCAAGAUGAUGCAUGAUUUUGGCGUAUCACGCCAGCAUACCAUCAUUAUCGAUCUUCCUCUUUCUCUAGACCCACUGAACCUGGCUUACAACAAACCAGUUAUUGAAUAUGACUUUUACGGACGCACUCGUUUUGGUAUUUUCCCCAGGCGUAAACCAGACCAGGUACGCUGGUUUGAAACCGAACCAUGCUGCAUUCUUCAUACCGUCAAUUCCUGGGACGACAGAAUUACUGAUAAGGGGGCAACUGUGAAUCUGCUUGCAUGCCGAAUGACAAGCGCUGCCAUCGUUUUCAAUACGGGAAACAUUCGGCCUCCACCCAAUCUACGGAACAUCGAAGAGGAAUGUCGCCUUUAUUACUUUCAGUUUGGUUUGUCUCAGGCGGAAAAUAUCAUAUCUCACCAGUGGGCUCUCUCUGUAAUAUCUUUCGAGUUUCCUCACGUCCCCCAACACCUCGCCAUGUCAGCUACACAAUAUGUUUAUGGCUGUUCAACGUCAAAGGGAACAUUCUCUACGGCACUUGGGGGCGCCACUAAAAUCGACUGCCUUGCAAAGCUGGAUGUAAAGGCAUUGAUCAGCAAGGGCCUUAGAAGCCCCCCACGAUCGGUGACAGGCUCAGUGGAUAGCCGAUCCAUUCAGGAGAUUUUGACUUCAAAUGAUCCAGACGAUCCCAUCAAAAUAUUUCAGACGCCCUCCGGGUGGUACCUACAAGAGUGCUGCUUUGUUCCUCGCACAAACGGGGUGUCGGAGGAUGACGGGUGGCUUCUGACCUUUGUGUUUGAUGAAUCCCAGCUCGAUGAAGACGGAUUUGCCCCAGUGGGGAGCAAAAGUGAGCUGUGGAUGAUUGAUGCCAAGACUAUGCGUAUGGUAACGCGCAUUUAUCUUCCUCAAAGGGUACCUUAUGGAUUACACGGCUGGUGGUUUUCAGAAGAUGACGUUUGCAAUCAGCGGGCAGUUGAGACUUGCCGAAGCGGUUGA